This is a messenger RNA of Biomphalaria glabrata, 1078 nucleotides long. Its product is annotated as soma ferritin-like. Gene Ontology annotation, biological process: intracellular iron ion homeostasis; iron ion transport. The transcript has 4 exons. The record is from RefSeq and is a predicted model, not a curated record. Gene Ontology annotation, cellular component: cytoplasm. Bases 16 to 780 code for a protein of 254 amino acids. Gene Ontology annotation, molecular function: ferrous iron binding; ferric iron binding. NCBI's taxonomy places the organism in Eukaryota, Metazoa, Mollusca, Gastropoda, Planorbidae.
GCAAAUGACCAGACCAUGUACGCUGUCGGGGGUAUAAAUAGCCGCGGCAGACGACAGGAGACUUCAGUCGUUUGUCUUGCUACGUCAGUGAACGUACAGGCAAAUCUCAACGUGUCGAAAUACUCCACCACAGCAACCGCCGUCGUCGCAGCUCUACCGUCACCAGCAUCAGAGCCUAUUGUUCCAUCAGACAGAAUACCAGCAUCUCCAUCACCGGCGUUUAAAACAGUUCGUGUUAAGGAAGCAUCCACUUGUGCAGUCAUGUCUCUACACCUGAGUCAAUGCCGUCAGAACUAUCAUCAGGACAGUGAGGCCGGGAUCAACCGCCAGAUCAACAUGGAGCUGUAUGCCAGCUACUGCUACCAGUCCAUGGGUUUCUAUUUUGAGCGUGAUGACGUCGCUCUGCCAGGAUUUUCUAAAUUCUUCAAGAAACUCUCCAGCGAGGAAAGAGAACACGCCGAAAAACUCAUGUCCUACCAGGUCAAAAGAGGAGGUCGCAUUGUCCUUCAGGACAUCAAGAAACCUGAGAGAGAUGAGUGGGGUGCAGGAGUGGACGCCAUGCAAGUGGCCCUCCAGUUGGAGAAAAGUGUCAACCAGUCCAUCCUGGAUCUGCACAAACUCGCCUCAAGCCAUGAAGAUGCCCAGAUGGCUGACUACCUGGAAGACUUCUUAGAGGAGCAGGUCAGGUCAAUCAAAGAGAUUAGUGACUACAUCACUAACUUGAAGCGUGUUGGCACUGGUCUGGGCGAGUACAUGUUUGACAAGGAGUCACUCAGCUAGACACUCCAGGAAGGACACACCCCCAUGAUGGACCCUUCCUUUAAGCACCCUCAUGGCGGACCGUUAUCUAGUUCAGAAACAUCCCGGCCUUUUAAUUAUAUAUUUUUAUGUCAAGUCUUUUAAGCUUCAACUGAAUGUCAAAAAAAACAAAAAAACUUUGUUUCUUAACAAUAGGAAGAAAUGCUAAAUUUUAGCAAUACACUAGAAUAUAAACAUAGGUAGAUAUAACGUUAGAAUGUCAUGGAAGAUAACUGUGCGUUGAAUGGAUAACAAAUAAAAUGUUUAAAAAUAUAAAUAA